AUGAAGAUUGCAACUUUUGAGGAACCGGGGAAACGCAUCCGGUGGACUGGUUUACAAACCGUGUUGAAACCAACCCUUCUUACCUUCAAAAUUCUGGGUUUCGUAAUCGUGAUGAAGGUGACGAUGAUGAUGAGCAUAGAGAUCCUCGAGGAUUUGGAGGCGGAAUACUGGAUUGGUCAAGCCGAAGCUGCUCAGGAAGCACGCGGCUUAUCAUGGCUAGCGCAGCAGAACUUGAUAUCACCGUUUGCCUCUCGCGGUAGAGGAAUUCUCGAGAUCCAUCACGAUCACGAAGCCAACAUUAUCUACGGAGGCUUUGGCGGCAUGUGCACUGGAUGCAUCCGUCGUGGCCGCUGGAGCCUGAACUCAGCUACGGUUCAUCGCCCCGUCCAAGUUCCCUAUUCGGUUUUAUUCGCCCUCUUACCUCGCUCCCGUUUUUCUUCUCCAACCGCACGCCCGCUGAAGAUUGUCUGGGUCGGAUACCAUUAUGGGGAAGUAUCGGAAGUUGGGAGGGACUACGUGUCAAGCCUCGUUCCUUUCUUACUUUACGGCCUUGCCUCGGGAGUAACUAUACCGUAUGCUACAGUACCACCUGAGAAACCCUCCAUGGAGACACACCCUCCCCCCAACUUGCACUGGGCGAGCUGA
Aspergillus niger is the source of this 645-nucleotide messenger RNA. RefSeq lists its product as hypothetical. The coding region runs from base 1 to 645 and encodes 214 amino acids. The transcript has 4 exons. Lineage: Eukaryota; Fungi; Ascomycota; Eurotiomycetes; Eurotiales; Aspergillaceae. The record is from RefSeq and is a predicted model, not a curated record.